CAAAACUAUAGAAUCAUCUGUUGAGAGGUGUGUUGUGAUUGGAUGCUGCUUGUAUACGUAAUCACUGGCGUCGUCGCGGUUUUAUGACAGCCGUGUUUUGGUGUGAAGAUGGCUGAACGUGAAGCGCUAAAGAGAGAAAUAGAGGAGCUGCAAAACCUCAUUAAUGACUACAAAAGUACUCACGGUGACAUUCCCUCAAGCUCUGCCCAGUGGGGUCAUGCCAGACACGGUUCAAGGAGGGGCCAAAGUCGGGGUCAUGCCUCACACUACACACAAUCAUAUUCAUCACUGCCACAGCCGAAUGUGCCUCAUUCUUCUGGCAGCUGGAGGAAAACAUACUCCCUUAACAACAAGACCAACAGGGCCAUUGGGAAUCAUGUGUCUCACUCAGCUAUGGACCACCUGAACCAGCCUCCUCACCACAAUACUAUAUCUGGAGCCACUGCUACUGAGGAUGAUGUCGGACUUGUUGGGAAUAAUAGAGUUUUAUUUAAAAAGUUGACAGCUGAGCAAACCAAGGGUAAAUCUGCAACAUAUUCGCUCGGUGUCCAAAGUGAGACUUCAAAGGAAAGGAAAAGUGAAGCCAGUGGAAAAAGAACUGUGCUUAUAUCUGCAACAGGAAAAACCGAUCAUGGCUGUACAUCUACCAAUGAACAAACUGACUCUACUUCAUCAUCAGAGCCUGAAAGGAGGAUAAAACCCACUUUGAAAUCAUCUUCAGCUGUGAACAAUCCCUCUAUCCCUUCAACUGUCAAACAUUCAGUUCAACUUCAAGUCAAACCACACCUCCCCACUGCUGCCUUAUCCAAUAGGACUGUCGUAAUGCCAUCAGGCAAUAAAGAUUCUUCUAUAGCUUCUUCUGCUCCUAACCUUCAGUCUCAGGCUUCCUUGAGUCCCACAAAGCUCCUUCAGUCUCAGGCUUCCUUGAGUCCCACAAAGCUCCUUCAGUCUCAGGCUUCCUUGAGUCCCACAAAGCUCCUUCAGUCUCAGGCUUCCUUGAGUCCCACAAAGCUCCUUCAGUCUCAGGCUUCCUUGAGUCCCACAAAGCUCCAACUUAAGCUAGACUCAACUCAGACACGUAUAGCCUUGCCAUGCCAUAAGAGAUCUCUGUUUACUUGGGUGAAAAACCAAGAGAUGGUAAACACAAAAAGCACACCUAAGCCAGUGACUUCUCUCUCCCCAGCCUCUGGAUCCUCUCCUGGGACAGCCACUGUCAGAAGAGUCUCCGGCACCAAUAAGAGGGUGUCUCGAAAGCCUAAUCUUUCCCUUGGAGCUCCUAAGACCUCAAAGUACACCUGGGUGUCUUCAUCUUGCUCCUCAUCAACAGCUGGGAAAGCAAACACUUCAACGAAAAUGUUACACAAGCCUCUUUCUCCCAAAUCUCUUAAAGCCCCUGUAAGAACCUCUCAAGGUGGACCAGAGGGACCCAAGAAAGAAAAGAGAUACGCCACAACCUCAACAACUUCAUCCAAAAAAUCUAGAGCUGGGGGUGCAUCUACAUCCCUUGCUGGACAUGCUAGCCGUUAUCGCUGGAAGGCGGCUGGACAAAAUGCAACAGCAAAUGCAUUUAGCUCAACUUCUAGGACUACCCAUAAGGGCACAGUGUAUCGAUGGACGGCUAAUAAGAAUGGUCAAAAGGGGGAAAAGGGAUCUGCAUUGUCCUUAAGCUCAGCCCGCAUUAACCCUACUACCACUCCACUGUCAGCUGGUGCCUUCAAGCUCAGGAGCCGAACCAAGAUCAUCAGAAAAUCUGUUAGCAAUCCCUCCUUAGGCAGCCCCAUUGUGCAGACUAUAAGGAGCCAGUAUUCUUUGCGGAGGAGGACACACACUCCGGUGAAGACUCCAACCCAUGCCAGGCGAGCGCAGCCCAAAGUGCUGGUUUCAUUUGGCAGACACAAGCUCCGCCGCCUCUCUGUUACCGCCACCUCAUUAGGGACUUCAAGAUCAGGCCCCACCUCUUCGUCAGUGCGAAGCCCAGCAUCACAUAGGGUCAUCAAAACACGCUACAAGAUCGACACACGCAGAGCGCAUACAAUCCAUCACAACCCUGCUCUUUCCUACAGGGUCAAGAGAGUACAUUCUGCCAGGAGCAAUUUACCAGAGUGCUGUGACACAGGAGCCAGGAGAAAGAGAGGGAGAGAUAGAGAGAGCGUGAGAGUGUGGGUAUGUUUGGGAAGAAUCCUCCUGCAGAAUCGGCUAAGGACUACUCCAGAAAGGCAGUGGAGGGGGCGGAGCAUGAGGUGGAUAGGCGGAGCCCUAUACAGAGUCUCAGCCAAUAAGCUCUCUCGCACCCAAACCACCUGCACGCCCAACAGUAGACCAGGAGAGUGGUACAAUCCAUAUGUUUCCUCGACUAGCAAUCAGGGAAGAACAUCAGCCACACGUUACGUAGCCAAUCGUGCUGUGCAGAGGAGUUUAGCUAUAAUACGACAGGCCCGACAGAAGAAACAAAAGGCCAAGCAGUACUGCAUGUACUAUAACCGAUUCGGCAAGUGUAACCAUGGUGACACUUGCCCCUACAUCCACGACCCUGACAAAGUAGCCGUCUGCACCAGGUUUCUCCGAGGCACAUGUAAGCAGACAGAUGGGACUUGUCCUUUCUCGCAUAAAGUAGCCAAGGAGAAGAUGCCUGUGUGCUCAUACUUUCUGAAGGGGAUCUGUAAUAACAGUAGCUGUCCAUACAGUCAUGUCUACGUAUCACGCAAAGCCGAUGUGUGUAAAGACUUCGUCCGAGGCUACUGCCCGCAGGGAGAUAAGUGCAAGAAGAAACACACGCUGGUGUGUCCAGACUUCUCCAGUACUGGCGUUUGUCCACGUGGAUCCAAAUGCAAGCUGCACCACAGAGAGAGUGUGAAGCGCACUGGCUCUAACGCAAGCUUUGGACCGGCCAAGAAAGCCCGCACCAGAGACAUUAUAAAGAGUUCGGAGGAAGUUCAUACUCAGUCUACAGAGUCCAUACAGGCAGAUGAGGGCUCGUCCUCCUCGGGUCCUGAGAAGCUGCCCUCAUUCAUCUCUUUGUCCAGCUCUCCUGACAUGUCAGAGAACCCUGAUUCCCCAAAGAUACCUCCUGUGGCAGGCCUACAGGCCAAAGGAAAGACCCUACAUAUCAAGCCACGGUUCUUAUCUUCAACACAAACCGAACCCUUGCCAAAGGAGGGCUGAUGGUGGGUGUUUUAAUUGGUAAUAAACAAUGAAACUUUUUUAACUUAACUUUUAUUUUCGAAAUAAGAAAUUGACUCUGCCUCUCCUGAACUGAUUAAAAAAACAAAACAAAAAAAAACAGUUUACAAAUAUAUCUGUACAUUAGGCGUCCACAGCUAGUCACGUUUAGUUUCAAGAAUUCCAAAAUGCAAAUUCUAAGAAUUGAUUAUACAGAUUUCUCAGAAUAUAUUCAUAAGUAUUCACAAUUACAGAACUGAAUUUAUGCAUUAUAAUCAAAUUCUGUUCUGCAAAAAAAAAUGCAUACAUUUACAUUCUAAGUGAAUGGAGUUAGUUUCAAAGUGUAAAGUUAUUCUCAGGGGUUUUUAAAACUGUGGUUUGUUGUGCAAAGAAUUUAUUUUAUCAUUUAGAAUGUAAGCUUGUGAAAAUGUAUUUUCAAAGAAUGGAAAACUACUUAAUAAAAUUGCUUUGUGAUUUGUG
Megalobrama amblycephala (Wuchang bream) is the source of this 3639-nucleotide messenger RNA. RefSeq names its product zinc finger CCCH-type containing 3 (gene zc3h3). Gene Ontology annotation, molecular function: metal ion binding. The record is from RefSeq and is a predicted model, not a curated record. NCBI's taxonomy places the organism in Eukaryota, Metazoa, Chordata, Actinopteri, Cypriniformes, Xenocyprididae. Gene Ontology annotation, cellular component: nucleus. The transcript is spliced from 13 exons. The coding region runs from base 109 to 3162 and encodes 1017 amino acids.